UUUCUUCUAAAAUCAUAGCUAAGCUAAAGCUUAGCCGUUCUCCAGGAAACAUUCCUAUUCAGGGUGAGGGUAGUUCAUCUCCAGGAGCGACCCAAGGUCAAGUKUCCUUGGUCCUCCAAUCGACAUACUCGUCAUCACAGGUUCAUCUUAAGGCAUUCAUUUUGCCAAAAAUCACAUCUCAGUUGCCGUCGUCUGUAAUAUCAGAGCAAGAUUGGCCUCAUCUCAGAUUCCUUAAGUUAGCGGAUCCCGACUUUCUCACUCCAGAUCACAUUAACAUUCUCGUUAGUGCUGAUAAUCUCAGAAGAGUUAUCAAGUCCUCUUGCCUUGUUAUACGAGGCGACUUAGAUUCUAUAGCUUUCCACACCAGGUCCGGUUGGGCAGUUUUAGGCGCGACUCCCAGCCCGAGCAAGGUCGAUCCUCGGAAAAUUUGCCAUGCAAUCUCUAACGAAUCUCUCGAUAAAGCUCCAACGAAAUUCUGGGUUCAGGAAGAAGUCUCAUCUUCCCCCGGUUUAAUUAUGAGUCUCGCUGAAUCACAAUGCGAGCAGCACUUUGUUGAUACGCACUCUCGAUUGCCAACAAGUCGUUACAUGGUUCGCCUGCCAUUUUUGAAAGACAUAUUCACCUUAGGGCAUUCAAGGUCUCUUGCCAUGAGAUGCCUUGAAAGACUUYYMAAGAAAUUCGAAACCGAUAGGCAUUUCAAGGAGACYUACWCUGAWUUCYUYAAAGAAUAUGAGUCUUUAGGACAUAUGGUUCCUUUUCCUCUCGAAGCUCCCGAGCCAUCUCAGGCGUUUUAUCUCCCGCUUCACGGAGUUUGGCGCAAGCAAAGUUCCUCCACCAAGCUGAAGGUAGUAUUUAACGGUUCAGCCAAGUCAUCAACCGAUAUUUCUCUCAAUGAUCUUAUGCACACUAGGCCGAAGACUCAAACAGACAUUUUCGAUAUACUGCUGUGGAUCAGGCAGCACAAGUACAUUUUCAUAACAGAAAUUGUGAAAAUUUUUCGCCAAAUCCAAGUGCAUCCCAAAGAUCAUGACCUUCAACGAAUUCUCUGGGUAAUGAAUCAUCUCAAGUUCAGGCAUAUCAGAUUACGUCUGUCACGUACG
Polistes canadensis is the source of this 1100-nucleotide messenger RNA. RefSeq lists its product as uncharacterized. The annotation marks the transcript as partial. The record is from RefSeq and is a predicted model, not a curated record. The transcript has a single exon. NCBI's taxonomy places the organism in Eukaryota, Metazoa, Arthropoda, Insecta, Hymenoptera, Vespidae.